UGCCCAAAGUUAUAUGGGGAAAAUUAAAAGCUUAAUCAACAGACUGUUAUGUGAAAUUUUACUAAAAUAUUGUAUUUAUUUUUUAACUAGACAAAGAAUUUAGAUGAACAAAAUGAAAAUCAUUCAAGGCUCUCUUUCAAACUUGCAAACCUAAUCUCCAAAAAACACACUGUCCUAAUAGAAUGUCACCACUAGAUGGCAGCAGAGACAUGUGAGAGCAUCGACGAAAGAAGUAAAGGACAAUUGAAACGUUUGUCUAUUUUUUAUUAUUAUUUUUUUUCUAAAAUACCAGCACUCAACACAACACCUCACUCCUCGUUGAGCGUCAGGAACCAUUUCAAAGGUUUGAAGUGGAGUUUGAUGGGAUCAUCUACGCAGACAACAAUAAAUAAACAAGGAAAUGUAAAUGAUGGUGACUGACACGCCUCCAACCAAUUGGAGGGCUGCUUUUAGCCACUUCCCAGCUCUAAGCCAAUCAAAACACUGUAGGAACAAGCCCCCGCCUUUGCGGUUGAGUCGACUUUUCUUCUUCGAGUACGUGCUGCCUGAAACACCUUCAACAGUCCGGAAGUUCGUCAGGCAAACCUUCAAAAUAAAAGUAAAAAAAAUACAACACAAGUAUAGUAAGCAUUUUUUUUUAGAUGUAAUAAAAAAUAUGCUUCCUUUUAAGAUUUUUUAACAGGAAAACUUGCAAGGAUUUGUUUGGCUUGCUUUUUAAUUUUCUAAGCAUUUUUGCCUUUGUUGAUUCUAUUGUAUAUUUUUUUCUUAAUGUAAUGAAAGAAAGUAUAUUUUAGCAUAAUUAAAAAGAAUCUCUCGAAAUGUCCGCAUUUUUAAUGACAUUUUGGAGUAGGGAGAGAGAAGUGAGUGAGAGUGUGCUUUUCCAUGGUUAACGACUUCGAAAAUAAAUUAUAACAAUAAUACAUAAUAAAAAGCUAUUUAGAAAAAAAAACAAAACAAAACUAUUUUUCCAUUUUUUUUACCCUGAUAGGUUAUCUUAGAGAAAUGCAGGAUUCAUUCUCGUGUUUGUUUAAAAAAAAAAGAAAAGAAAAGAAAAGAAACAAGAUAAUAUGGUGAUCAUUUUUUUAUUUGACCAUUAAAUACAUAUAAACAAUGAAUUUAACCUAUACGUGUUUUGUCAAAUACAAUAUAUAUUAUUGUUUUUUUCUUGAAAUGAAGUAAAAAAAAACUAGAAAAAUAUUGCAACUUGAUUUUUUUAAAAUUGUUGUAUGUGUGUAAGAAAAAGAAUAAAUAUUUUAAUAACCUGUUAACAUGUUUUCGGAAAUAACUCACAAAGUUUUAUUUUGAAAUGCCAAAAGGGAAAUGUUCCUCCGUCCUAUCGUUUGAGUUAACAUCGAGGAGCUGAUCUGAACAUCCACAAAUGUAGAUCACGGAAGCUGAAUUGGAAGCGGUUCGUGUCCGGUCUCGUAACCGUAUGGACCGCACCGCAUCGCGUCUUUCCGAACCCGCGUCGGAGGAUGGAAAUGUGGACACGGAGAGGAGAGGACUGCCGCUGUCACCGGCGGUGAGAUGGUCUCAUUUGUCCUGAGGCAGCCUCUGACGUCACACCCAGACAUCAUAGUUUAAACUUUCAAAAUGAGGCUCUUUCUGCCUCUGCUGAAAAACGCACACCCGAAAAUCGAGUUUUACUCCCGGUUUUCCCCGUCGCCGCUUUCCAUCAAGCAGUUCUUGGAUUUCGGAAGAGAUAAUGCAUGUGAAAAAACCUCCUACAUGUUUCUGCGGAAGGAGCUGCCGGUGCGGCUGGCCAACACCAUGAGAGAGGUUAACCUGCUGCCUGAUAAACUGCUAAGCCAGCCCUCUGUCAGGCUGGUCCAGAAAUGGUACAUGCAGAGUUUCGUGGAGCUGCUGGACUAUGAGAACAGAAAGCCAGAGGAUCCUCAAACUCUGAAUGACUUCCUUGAGGUCUUGAUUGAGAUCCGGAACCGGCACAACGAUGUGGUUCCCACCAUGGCUCAGGGAGUCAUAGAAUACAAGGAGAAGUUCGGCUUCGACCCCUCUGUCAGCAGCAACGUCCAGUAUUUUCUCGACCGCUUUUACACCAACCGCAUUUCUUUCCGCAUGCUGAUCAACCAGCACACACUCCUGUUUGGUAACGACACCAACCCGGCCCAUCCGAAACACAUCGGCAGCAUCGAUCCAACCUGUAAUGUAGCCGAAGUCGUGAAGGAUGCCUACGAUACUGCCAAGAUGCUGUGUGAGAAGUACUACUUAGCUGCUCCAGAGCUCAAGAUCGAGGAGUUUAACAUGAAGGCUCCUAAUAAGCCCAUCCAGGUGGUGUAUGUGCCCUCUCACCUUUUCCACAUGCUGUUUGAGCUCUUCAAGAACUCGAUGAGGGCGACGGUGGAACUUCAUGAGAACAGUGCAGAGGGAUUACCUCCUGUGAAGACCAGAGUCACUUUGGGUAAAGAGGACCUCUCUGUAAAGAUCAGCGAUAAAGGAGGAGGCGUUCCUUUGAGGAAAAUUGACCGUCUCUUUAACUACAUGUACUCCACUGCCCCGACACCGAGCCUCGAGCCGGGAGCUGUACCACUGGCUGGUUUUGGCUACGGCCUGCCGAUCUCUAGACUCUACGCUCGGUACUUUCAGGGUGAUCUGAAGCUCUACUCCAUGGAGGGAGUUGGCACUGAUGCUGUCAUCUAUCUGAAGGCUCUGUCUAGUGAAUCCUUCGAGCGCUUGCCGGUCUUCAACAAGUCAGCAUGGAGGCAUUACAAGACCAGCCCUGAGGCGGAUGACUGGAGCAACCCCAGCAAAGAGCCACGUGACGCCAGCAAGUCCAAAUACAAAGCCAACAGAUAAUAGCUCUGCCCGUCCUGCUGCUGUAGCCCUCCGUGUGGAGCGUGAACACUGAAGUGUUGCUCUUGGGUUUGCACAUCGUUAAGGAUCAUGUUUGCUUUUACAUUCCACUGUUAAAGGGUCUAGGGGGUGACCUUGACCUUAACUUUGACCCAAUGGCAACCACCUGAAUCAGCAUAGCUUUUUGUCGUUAUGAUUGUGGAUCCCCCUGCGUGUAACUCCAUUAACGUGUGAACGGUUGUUUUAGGGGAUUAGGACACAUUUAGACGGCGUCCUCCUGCAAAAUUCACUGCAUCACUGUAACCCCCCACCCGUCUGUGCAGUUUGGCUGCGCUCAGCUUUGCUGAGUUGGUCGUUGCUGUGGCUGAAUAAGCCAAACGCUGCCGAGUGUCUUUCUCACCAUCAGUAAGGGCCAGUAUUCUGUUUCUUCCUCUCCAUCUGCAGGAAAGCGUCAGGCAGGCGGGGUUGAGUUUCAGUACAAAAGUGAACAAGAGGAGGUUUCAUUAUUUUCCCCUUUGGGGAAACAGUGCAGUUGGCAUGGAAAAGUCUUAUUUUCAGGUAAAAUAAAGCAAAUAUUUAUAGUUGAUGGGGAAAGGGGACCUUUCAAAAUAAAAGACAAAGGAAUCCAUGCAUCACUUUAUUACUUUUAAAGAAGUAGACGUCAGGGAUUCUUAUUUUUUGGUUUGUCAAAGAAACUUCUAGAAACUUAAUGUAUAUUUGAUGUUUUUUAAAAUGUGUUGAAGGCUCUUAAGAGUUUAAAGGGAAGAAUAGAUUUUUAGCAUUUUCAACUUGUUUUCUCACUAAAGUAAACCAGCUGUAGGUGAUGGUUCUGCUAAGAGACCAUCCCUGUGUUCUAACUGAACCACCUUUGAAGGAAGAGUGGAGCUUCUGCUCAUUCCAGCUCUGUCUGCUGAUUAUUUUGAAAAGAAAUGGACCUAUUGUGUCCAUCGUUGGACACAUUUUACUUUACAGAACAUGCUUUUGUCUGCCUGUCACAGUGAGAAAAACCACUUAACUUGCAUUUUUGGGUUGAUCCAGUCAGCCUUGUGUUUCACUUGUUGUGUGACUAACUCUUCUUCUCAGUUUUUGUGGAUAAGAUUGAACAAAGUUAGCAUUUUUCAAAAAUGCCCUUUUUUUCUAUUUUAAAGGUUAAAAAAAUCCAUUCAAAGAAAAUGCAGCUAGUGUUGAUUAUUUCUUUUUGUAGCUUUGUAGAAUUCAUUUUACUUUAUUUGUACAACAGUAAUGGCUCAUGUAAAGUUACAUUUGAAAAUUAUGAUCAGAGGAGAACUUUGUGUAGACAAAAAUAAUUCCAAGGUUUGACAAAAACACAGAUGGGUCACGAUGAGCAUUAAUGUCAGCAUCUUUCAAAAUAACUUUUUUUCUUCAGAUUGUGAUUGAAAAUCAUUAUGUAAACAAAAUAAAAGAUAAAAUCCCAACUUUUUGGGGAGGAUUUUCCAAAUCUGUGUUGGAAGGUUUUAAUUGACUUGAUUUUAUUUUUUCAUCACCUUCUGCUUUGUCUGAUACAAAACGACAGAAGAUUUCCCUGUUUGACUGUGUGUAGGCUCAUUUCCAGCCUCUGUGUCAGAGUUUAUCCCUGCCAAUGACUUUGAAACCUGCCAGUCUCAUCAAGUGACGCAAUUGUUUGGCUAUAGAGUAGCAAUUGUAACUGUGAGACCAUAAAACCCUUCUUUAUUGAGAAAAAAAAGGAAAACUUCAACUCAGAUGAUAAGCUUUACUGUCUGCCUUUGGAGUAUUUUUGGAAAUAUCAUGUGUAAAGUGUUAUGUGUUAGGCCAGGGGUCUGCAACCUUCAACACUGUAAGUGACACACUGGUUUGUAUUAUGUUUCGUUGCUAUGAUAAAUAUUAAUUAACCAUUUUUUUACAUAAAUAAAACAUAUUUUUUUCUAAAUAUAAAAUAGUUUAUAACUUUUGACAGCAGUUCCUUUGACUUCCUUUCAAAAUAAAAGACUCCCUGGUUUUAUUGGUCCAUAAAUAAAAUACACAGUUUAUUUGUCCAUUUGUGUUACAUCUCUGCCAGAAAUUCAUAAAUCUAACUAUAGUUAAAUCAGAGCUAAUUCAGUUGCCCUCACCAUAUUUUUUAACCAUAAAGUGGACUUAAUAUCCUUGAAUUUGUUGAAAAAUAGAAAAUCUGCUUUACUUUCUAGAUUAAGUAUAAAUUCUGGUUGUGCUUACUGACCUCAAAAGCAUUCACAAAUAUGUCAAAAUGUUUAAUUUUGGUAAACUAUGAAGCUGAACCGCUUGCUGAAUUGUUGGAGAAUUGGGGGUACUGUAGUCAGAAGCAGUGUGGAGUGAUAAGUACUGUUCUUUAAUAGAUCAAAUAACAUUUACAUUUUACUUUACAAUUACUAUAUGAAAUUUUCUUUUAUCAGAGAGCCACAAUAGAGGGGUCAAAGAGCCACAUGUGGCUUCGGAGUCUCAGGUUGCAGACCCCUGUGUUAGGUUGUAUAAACAGUGUGGUGUGACCCACUGUGUUUUCCAUCCUGCUGUACAUCGAGCUUAAAUUAUGUGUGUGCAUGAACCUUCUAAUAGAAGAGGGAGCCAUGCAGUAUAUAUGCAAAGCCCCCCCCCAAAAAAAAAGGGGGUCAGAUCCAUCCUAUAAUGGAGCAUGAGAUCCGUUUACUGUAACACUGUCCCAUUUAACAAUAAAGAAAACUCUGUGUGA
Messenger RNA from Oryzias melastigma (Indian medaka), 5494 nucleotides. It is a transcript of the gene pdk3a, whose product is annotated as pyruvate dehydrogenase kinase, isozyme 3a. The record is from RefSeq and is a predicted model, not a curated record. The transcript has 11 exons. Gene Ontology annotation, molecular function: pyruvate dehydrogenase (acetyl-transferring) kinase activity. NCBI's taxonomy places the organism in Eukaryota, Metazoa, Chordata, Actinopteri, Beloniformes, Adrianichthyidae. Gene Ontology annotation, cellular component: mitochondrion. Gene Ontology annotation, biological process: protein phosphorylation; regulation of glucose metabolic process. The coding region runs from base 1594 to 2814 and encodes 406 amino acids.